AUGGCACGAACCAGAGGCACUAAGUCUUCCUCUCCCUCCGCCCAAAAGCCAACGCCGCGUGAGGUGCCUGUGCAAGCUUCAACCUCUGAGCCUCCACGGUCGGAAGUCGUUCCGCCUCCUGUGAAGCCCACGCCAAAGAAGCGCCAGGCCAAGCCGACAUUGCAAACGCCGCCGGCAAGGCGCUACUUUACCAGGUCAGGGGGCCGUCCUCUACAAAAGCGAGCUAGAGUGGAAAGCUCGGAACCCAUCGACUUGACAGGGCAAUCCCCUGUUCCAUCUCCAGAGCCAUCUCCGGUGCCACCUCCGGCACCGUCGGCGAAGCCUCAAGCAAGCCAGCCGCCGCCUCCUGAGCCCCAAAUUCAGUCUGCAACAGCUCCGGAAGCGAUAAUCAGGCGUCCAAUGCUCACUCAGCCACCAAUUGAAGGCAAUUUUGAUUGCCGAGCUAGGCCAUUCCAUUCUGAGCUGUGUUUUGACACAGCCGUCUUCCAGUUGCGGCCAGAACUUGAAGGAUUGUUCCAAUUGCUGCGCAGACAUCACAUGGAGCAGCUUCUGACCCCGCGAGACUUCUUUUAUCCAAGAGUGGCCAUGGAUUUUUAUCAAUCCAUGACCACUCAAUAG
Molecule: messenger RNA, 618 nt
Organism: Vitis riparia (riverbank grape)
Lineage: Eukaryota; Viridiplantae; Streptophyta; Magnoliopsida; Vitales; Vitaceae
Product: anther-specific proline-rich protein APG-like
Exons: 1
Coding region: 1-618 (205 amino acids)
Source: RefSeq, a predicted model, not a curated record